GGUACACGAUACGAUAUUUUCUUCGCCUACUCAAACUUGGUUUCCUGAGCGAAUCAUGUCAAGCCCUUCCAAAACGCUGUUUCAGGGUCAUUCCGACCAUUAGCAGCAUCAUGGGCAGCACCUAUCUGUUGACCCAGGGUGCCACAACAGACGUCAUGUUCGGGUGUUUUCUUCGUACGCGCAAGAUCUUACCAAGAAGACUCGAGCAUUCUUGGUUGUCUGGCUAUGGCUAUCAGCUUCCUUCUCAGCAUCUCGCCAGCUCAUAUAGCUUGACUUGGCUGUCCAGUACCGCUCCACAGAGCUUCACCCGCCAUCUUUUACAUCGUUAUGCAGGUCUUUCCACAAUCGACAUCCUCUUCGAGGCGAUCUUCGAUCAUCCGACCCAGUCCGAGUCAAUACUCUUUCGCUAUUGCCGAGACUGCUGUGCAGUCUCCAACUGCCUCCUACGCAACAUUUCUACGCAAUCCAUCUUCUACGACGUUGGCAGUCAACGGCUCGUCGUCAACAACUUUCUCGCUGAAGCACUCGGAGGAACCUACGCCUGCUGCUGAGGGGACCGCGAAGUUAAAUCUAGACCGUGAGCAAUGGACGCGAACCAAAGGCUUCUGGCGCUCUUUUGUCGCUAUGUGCCUGCCAUUACUACUCUCGGCAUUGGAAGGUAGCGUCACGAAUACCGCCUUGCCGACUAUCUCUGCCGCACUUGACCUCGGAACCACGUUCUCGUGGGUCGCAACCGCCUUUCUACUGGCAAGUACGAUCUUCCAACCUAUGUACAGCCAGCUUGGAGACAUGUGGGGAAGGAAAAUACCUAUGAUGACAGCUAUCACUGUCUUUGCUAUUGGCAGUGCUGUGUGCGGUAUCGCCAACUCUGGUGCUACACUCAUCUUUGGACGCAUUAUCCAAGGGCUUGGAACCGGCGGUAUUGACCUAUUUGCCGAGAUGAUUCUUUGCGAUAUUGUGCCGCUCAGGAAACGUGGACCAUACCUCGCAAUCAAGCACAUUGUCUUCGCUAUCGGGACCUGCUUAGGACCGCUUCUUGGUGGCGUCUUCGCGGAGAUCAACUGGCGUUGGUGCUUUUUCAUCAAUAUGCCCGUCUGCUUCUUUGCCUUCGUCAUGAUCUACUUUUGGCUUGAUGUUGGCGGCGGCAUGAAGACUCAGGAAGUCUCCGUACUGAGUGAACUCCAAAAAGUGGACUACCUGGGCACCGCACUAUUGACAUUCUCAGUGGUCAUGUGCCUUAUCUCACUCAGCACCGGAGGUGCGCCUAAUCCGUGGUCGCACUGGUCCGUUGUCACGCCCUUGGUAUUCGGUGUCGUUGGUUUCAUCACACUCAUUUUCUGGGAACGCUCCAAGCGUUGCAAAUACCCGAUCAUGCCACCACAUGUGUUCUCGAACCGCACAACUGUCAUCUCCUUCGCACUGACGACCAUGCACGGUUUCAUCACGUACGGCUUUCAAUUCUACCUUCCUCCGUUCUUUCAAGCGGUAAAGGGAUCCUCGCCAAGUCAGUCUGGACUAGAAGUCAUGCCUACCACAUUGGCCGUCGUAGUGUGUGCUGCCGUUGGUGGCCCGCUGAUGUCACUAUGGGGCAAGUAUAAGCCCAUGCAUAUCGCAGGCUUCAGUAUCAUGACCGUUGGCCUCAGCUGUUGCGUACUCCUCGGGCCAUCGACUCCGAUCUCCGUCUGGCUUAUUCUCCAACUUGUCGUUGCUGGAGGGCUAGGUAUCGUUAUCUCAACCAUGCUCCCAGCUGUUCAGGUCAAACUGCCCGAGAGUAGUACUGGGGCGGCAGCUGGCUCUUGGGCUUUCCUUCGUGGUACGGGCUCGCUCUUUGGUGUUGCUAUUCCAGGAGCGGUGUUCAACCUCCGUUUUAUGUCGCUUCUCCACACGAUUCCCAGCAAGACUGCUCAGUCGCAGCUUGCGAGGGGUCAGGCCUACCAGCACGCAUCUGCAGCUUUCGUCGGUAGCUUUGGCCCCCAAAACAAGACACAAAUCAUCAAUGCUUUCAAUGAGAGCUUGAAAUCUGUCUGGAUUAUCUUUGCUGUUAUUGCAGGUAUUGGCUUUCUUAUGACGUUCGGCGAGAAGCAACAUAAGAUGCGCAGCCAGCUCAACACCAAGUACGGCCUGAAGAGCGCACCGCAGACCCCCACACCAUCUAUCACACGCUUUGAGGGAAUGGAUGAAUACCCUAUGGUCGUGGUCCCGUUGGGCGAGAAGCCUCGAGAGAUCGUUUGA
Didymella exigua CBS 183.55 is the source of this 2232-nucleotide messenger RNA. RefSeq names its product MFS general substrate transporter. The transcript has 3 exons. Lineage: Eukaryota; Fungi; Ascomycota; Dothideomycetes; Pleosporales; Didymellaceae. The coding region runs from base 328 to 2232 and encodes 634 amino acids. The record is from RefSeq and is a predicted model, not a curated record. Gene Ontology annotation, biological process: transmembrane transport. Gene Ontology annotation, molecular function: transmembrane transporter activity.